GGAGUACAGUAAUGGCGACGAACAGACGAGUUUGGUUUUUAAACGUUUGUACUUUGUAAUAUUCAGUAAUUUUGUUAAUAAACUUUGAAACAUUUAACUUAGCAUGAGCAAAAUGUAAAAACAAUGUUUCGGGGAAAAGGAUGGUUUUCAGGAAGUUUGUGGAAACCCAAAAAUCCACAUUCUCUAGAACAGUUGAAGUACUUGUAUCAUCUGUUCUCAAAAAACCAGGUUGUAACUGAACAAAAUAAAGCUCUGCUUGUCGAAACACUAAGGUCUAUUGCUGAAAUCUUGAUAUGGGGUGACCAAAAUGACAGCACUGUUUUUGAUUUUUUUCUGGAAAAGAACAUGUUGUCUUUUUUCCUACAAAUCAUGAAACAAAAAUGUGGGCGCUAUGUAUGUAUACAGCUACUUCAGACCCUCAAUAUUUUGUUUGAAAAUAUCAGGAAUGAAACUUCACUGUAUUACCUGCUAUCUAAUAACCAUGUCAACUCUAUAAUAGUUCACAAGUUUGAUUUUUCUGAUGAAGAGGUAAUGGCAUACUAUAUAUCAUUUCUGAAAACCUUGUCUUUAAAGUUGAACCCUCACACUGUAAAUUUUUUUUAUAAUGAGCAUACUAAUGAUUUUCCAUUGUACACUGAAGCUAUCAAGUUUUUUAAUCAUGGUGAAAGUAUGGUACGAAUAGCUGUUCGAACACUAACACUUAAUGUAUUCAAAGUCCAAGAUAGAGCCAUGCUGAAGUUUAUUAGGAACAAAACUGCUGCUCCAUACUUCUCCAACUUAGUGUGGUUUAUAGGAAACCAUGUGUUAGAGCUUGAUAACUGUGUGAGGAUGGUAACAGAGUACCAAAGCCGAUUGCCAGACUUUGUUGCAGAACACCUUGAUCAUCUGCACUACCUAAAUGACAUCUUAUGUCUUCAUAUAGAUGAUUUGAAUGAUGUUCUCACAGACCACUUCUUAAACAGUUUGCUGGUUCCUUUGUAUGUCUUCUCUCUCACUAAAAGACGUCGACACUCUCAAACAGAGGAUGACAAGCCACAUGUUAGUAGUGUUGUAUCUCUGUUCUUACUCUCUCAAGUGUUCCUGAUUAUCUCUCAUCAGCCAUUAGUCAGACAGCUGGCACACACUAUUCUGAAUAAGGACAUGACAAUAUUUACAAGCAAACCAAGAGAGGAAGUGGCUGCUCAUGGUGGUAAUGUAAACACUGAACCUGGAUUUGUGGCUCCUCAGGAAACAUUAGAAAAGCUUCUUGAAAAUCAGAUUCAUGCCAAAAGUAAACACAUGUUCACUAAAAGUAGUGAAUCAAGUUCCAUGUCUCUUGAUGAUCAGACUUUAGAACCUCCUGAGGAGGGAGAUGUAUCACGUCCACCUUCUCAAGACAUGACCUCAGAUAGCUCUCUGCAGCAUGACACUAAAGAUGAAGAACAAGAAAGCCUCUCUGAGUGUUCUAUUGCUUUGCAGUCAAAUGGUACAAAUAUUACUGAUGAAGAGAAAGCAGUAGCCGCACAUAAACUUAGUCAGUCUGCUUUAGAGCACCUCCAACAAGAAUUUUCUCUCUCAAACAGACCAUUUUUGGAAGCCAUUUUUAAUGCCCUGGAGUGUACAGAAAAUGACCAUGCUGCUUUAUUUGCUCUGUGUUUGCUUUAUGCCUUGGGACACAAUGCAGCCGGAAUAAAUCAGGAUCUUCUAGACACCGUUUUGAUGCCAACAGAUAAAUCAGAGACAAAACAGCUUUACAACAUUAACUUGGUAGAAAGACUUAUAAAAAUCAUCAUUCAGAGCUGCCAGUACAAUAGUCGUAUAAGAUUAGCCACAUUAGAAAUGAGUAUUCUACUUGUGAAACAACUAGUGCUGAAAGAUGGUUAUAGUUUCCUCCAAGAUCGUCAUUUGGCUGCAAUCGAACAGGCUCGAGAAGAGAGCACCUUGCUGCUUAGGAACUUUUACAAGAGUGAGGAAAUUUUUUUAGACAUGUUUGAAGAUGAGUAUCAUGAAAUGAAGAAACGACCUCUAAAUGUUGAGUAUUUGAUGAUGGACGAUAAGCUUCUUUUACCACCCACGGGCACUCCAAUGUCUGGUGUAGAGUUCCAUAAACGUCUUCCUUGUGGAGAAGUGGAGAGGGCAAGACGGGCGAUCCGUGUCUUCUUCAUCCUGAGAGAUUUAUCCCUCAGUUUACAAGGAGAGGUUGAAACACAACUGCCUCUGACAAACACAGCCAACUGUAUUAAAAUGAAUGAAGUUCUCGAUCUUACUAACUUUCCAGAUAACAGCGACCUUAUUGCAUGUACGGUACUCACUAAAAAUGGAGAGAAGAUUCGCAGGUUCAUGGUGAUCGACAUCCUUCAGUUAAUCCUUGUUCAGCCUGACACUAAGAAGUUGGGAUGGGGUGUUGCCAAAUUUGUUGGAUUUUUACAGGAUAUUGAAGUUGCUGGUGACAAAGAUGAUAGCCGAUGCCUUCAUCUCACUGUUCAUCGACCUGCAUCAUCAGCAGGAGCUACAGCAGGGAAUGGACGAACACCUCUACUAGCUGCUAGGUUUGUGUUUGAUGACCACAUCAGAUGCAUGGCAGCUAAACAGCGACUUACUAAAGGACGACUCAAAGCAAGACAGAGAAAAUUACACCAAAUAGCAAGAUUAUUAGAACUGCCUGAACACAUUCAACCUUGUCCCUCUCCUCUCCGUCAAGGACUGCAUGUGAUUAGGGACACAGAUAAUCCUUCAGUAAUACACAGAAGCCAAUCACAAGACACAGGAUUUCACAGUAAAGCAUCAUCCUCUAGUGGUAGUCAGGGCCCUUAUCGUCCACUUUUUAUAUCAACAAACAGAGUGCCAGGAUUUGCUACCAUGAUGAAACGAGAACAGAAUUCUCUCCCAAGCUCAAUACAGCAUGAAUCAAGUGGUGGUGAAAGGCAGCGUAGACCAAGUGGAAGUCCUUCAAGUCAACGACACUCCUCAAUUCCCAGAUCUCGAGAUUCAUCUCCAAGGCAACAACGGAAUAGCAGUUCUGAAGAGAUUCCACUAGAAGAUCUUUCUAAGUCACGUUCUCGGCAUAGUAGUCCUAACCUAAAGAGACAGAGUGCUUCUGGCUUACCAAAGGCCAGGAUAAGUGCACCACCAAAUAUAUCUCUCAUACCAGUUUUCUCUGGUCAUGCCACUAUCUCAUCUCACUCUGGUAGACUGACUGAUGACACUGGAAAAAUAGAUACAAAGUUGGCAGCAGAAUUGGGAUGUAAAAAUCAUAUUGUAGACUCUCUUCAAGAGAUACCUGUCCCCAAAAGCCUAAGACCUGCUGAAAUUCCUUCAGUCUCAUUAGUAACUGGAUCAUUAAGUGAAGAUGUUCCUCAUUUGUUGCCACAACUACAUGCACAAGAUGGAGAUAUCAUUCAGAGUGUGUCAGGUUCUGACAGUGAGAUGGAUAGCCCAUCUGAAAUGUGUACCAAACCCUGCUGCAUGAAUGAAACAUCAUUUACUGAAAAGCAGCUACUGGCAGCUUUGGAUAAAACAAGAAUAGAUGAUCAGCAAUUGAUGUCUGAAGAAACAUCUCUGAACCUUUCUGAAGGUUUGUGCCAUCAUUCUUCAGCUGCUGCUGAAAUCGUCAGUUCUUCAGAAGCUCCUCAAAAAGCUGGUAGUGUGAAAAAAAACAAUACUGUAAAUAAAGGUGCAGUUCACACAGUAUGAUUAGAAGUUUUCAUUGAUGAUGAUACGAACAGUUAUUAAUUAUAGUGUAUGUAUGGAUGAACAAAAUUGUAAGUUUGAAUGAAGUAGAAAAUUAUUAUGAUGAAAUGGUUAUUUGAUUUUAAUAGCUGUUUUGAACUAAGGUGAAUUUCAAGUUUGUGUUGAUAUUGUUGAGACUGACACACUGCAAGUUAAAUGGAUCUCAUUAUUUUGGAAGAUAAUCAAACAAUGGAACUUCUGCAUAGUGCAAUUAUAACUGUUUGGUAUAGCAGUGCUCAAACUACAAAGUACAACUUGAGCUGGAAUGAGAUCUACAUCUAUAGGUUUUUCAUUUUCAAGCAGAUCAUAAUACAUGAAAUUUUAAUAUAUACAUUGCAUGUUUUAUUUAGCUGUGGCCUUCAAGAAUUUAAUAAUCACACUUAUUAUGUUUUCAACAAAAGAAAAUUAAUUUGACAUGUAGUUUGGACAAAUAAAUUUUCCAUCAAAGAUUCAAAUAAGCAUGUUCUUAUCACUUCCACCCAUUUUUAAUAUUAGUAACUUGCACCUUCAGCCUGCAUUAGUAAAGAUUUCUUAAAAUACUUUUGCAUGGGUUCGUGCUCUAAGGAACAAGGCUUCUUCAUAGCCAGAAUGUAUGAUUUAAAAAUUAGGUCUUUAAAAUUGCUUGCUGAGAUUUAUUUUGUAUUAAAAUAAAUUUUUGUAGAAACUGUUAAUAGCUUUUCUGAACAAGUAAUUACAGUUUACAAGUACUUGGAAGUGAAUUCAUAAUGACUGUUUUCAAAAACAAUUUUUCACAUUCUAAUGAAUAAAGUAGCUUAUCAAAAAACUUAAAUAUUUGUUUGUUUUCUUACACAAGCGCAUGUUAAAUAUUAAGCGGUGUUGCUUAAAACAUGUUAGAUCUUUAUGCAUACAAGUUAAUAAAAAAAAAAGUUGUUACUUUUCAUUAGGACCCAAUCUAGCAGACUUCCAUGACAUUCUAAUAAAACAAUAACCUACAUUCUCACUUGAAGAGUGAGUGGGAUUAGAAAUGCAUUGACAGCUAAGAUACUGUGUGUGAUAUCUCUGCUAAGCAACCAGUUUUGUAGAUUUUCAUAGCAGCUGAAUUCAAAAAAUAACUGAACCUUUUGUGAAAAAGAUUUUAUAGAUGUGUAAACAGUAAAACUAGAGCAUAGUUCUAAGCAACCAAUCUUGUAUCCUUAAUAUCUGUGUGAGUAAGAAAUUAAUUGCAACUCGAUUUAAGGUUUGCUGUGCAUAAGUACUGAAAAACUGAGGUUGGAGAAACUACUUCAAACUACUUUAAAAACAGUAAAUAUUCUGAAUUCUAGUUAUUUAUGCAUAAUUGUAUAAUUGCUGAAAUGAGCAUUGUAUAGCCUGAUGUUUAGGGUGCUUAACUCACAGUCUGCCUCUCAUGGGAUCAGGUUUGUUUGUUGCCAAACAUACUUGUUCUUUCAACCAUGGGGCAGUAUAAUAUGAUGUUCAAUCCCACUAUUUGUUAAUAAAGAGUAACCAAAGUCUAUCACUUCUAAAUUAGGGACAGCUAGCACUGAUAGUCAUCAAGCCUUAUAUUAAAUUUCACGAAACAGAUAUUGAUUUGUGGAACCAAAAAAAAAACGUAUUAAACUCUGUAAAUUGUAGAUGCUCUUCAAAUCAAAUGGUUUACAAGUACAGAUAGUGUAUGGAUAUUCAGUUCUCUAUGUCACCAGCUAAAUGACAACUGUAUUUUCUGAUCAUAAAAUGACUUAGCUGUACUGGAAGCUGCAGAAAGAUUGUAUUUUAAAUAAGGGAGUUAAUUGUUGUUUACAAGAAGAUCUAGAAUUAUGACAAACUUGCUGCUGUAAUUGGAAAUCAUGCUUUGAUAUUUUCUGUGAAACAUUUAUGAUUGUUGAUUACUAUCAUGCACUCUCAUCAGAUCAGUGGAUAGACAUUGGUUUGGUCACAGUUAAGAAAACAUUUAAAUGUUUGCUUAGAUAAAAUUGUGAAUAUUAAUGAUAACCUGUGCUGCAUAUAAUCUGAUUAGUGUGCUUAAAAACACAGCACUGAUAAGAACUUUUGUACAACUUGCAAUUUGUAUUUUUUUUGUUAGGAUCAUUUUGAUUGGACCUUAAAAUAAACUACAGUAGAUAGCCAACUAUUUAUCUUUAUAAAAGUUUACCCAGUGCUUGAAGUGGAGGAAGCAAGAUGGUGUGUGAUAAUUUUGAAUAUGAAAAAUAUAAGAAAAAAUAGCCUAAUUGAUCUGUGUAUAGUUUUAGAGUAGGCCAACAUGUAUCAGCUUGAAAUAGUAACUCUAAAUUGUUAUAGUUUAUUAACUAAAUUUGUUUCAUUGUUGUUUUGUGUUGCAUCUUGCUGCCCAUACUGAUGUGAAAGGGAGAGGAAAGAGAAGGUAAGAUAUUUGAUGUCGCCCUAGGCAACUGUAAAAGUACCGGUGUGGUUUCAAGUCUAUUAAAAGGUAGUAAGAUGGUUUUUGGCCUUCCUGAAAAGAAGUAGGAUGGCAUCCCUCUUCAUCCUGCUCCACUUCAAGCAAUGACUUUAUCUGUUUGUGGUAGAGUAUGUUUUAAAAAAUGUUUUUUUUCUACUAGUAUAAAAAGAGAGAACUAAAAGUUUUUUGUUUUUUUUUCACAAAAAUAUUGCAUUCAGUUAAGAUAUUCUGAGUAUGGAUUUUGUUAUAAAAGAUAACCUGUUAUUUCAACAAGCAAAAAAUACUAUAUUUUGUAUGAUAUACCCAAAAUAUGGUGUUUUUGUAGCAGAUAAUCUCUAAUCUAUGACACACAAAAUAUUGAUUUCACUCUAUAUCCUAAGUAAUAUUUUUUAGAUCUAGCAGUUAAUCUACCCAUAAGAGGUAAAAUACUGUAUUCUGUCUGAUAUCUCUUUAACAUAAUUUUUCAUCCUAACAGAUAAACUGCUUUGUAGCUCAUAAAAGUGUGUAAUCAAAGUAAAGUAUGUAAUAAACAUGAUUUUUUUUUAUCAUA
Messenger RNA from Limulus polyphemus (Atlantic horseshoe crab), 6632 nucleotides. Its product is annotated as protein CLEC16A-like. Gene Ontology annotation, biological process: endosome to lysosome transport; endosomal transport; regulation of autophagosome maturation. Lineage: Eukaryota; Metazoa; Arthropoda; Merostomata; Xiphosura; Limulidae. The coding region runs from base 124 to 3672 and encodes 1182 amino acids. The record is from RefSeq and is a predicted model, not a curated record. The transcript is spliced from 24 exons. Gene Ontology annotation, cellular component: endolysosome membrane; late endosome.